Molecule: messenger RNA, 1505 nt
Organism: Harmonia axyridis
Lineage: Eukaryota; Metazoa; Arthropoda; Insecta; Coleoptera; Coccinellidae
Product: major facilitator superfamily domain-containing protein 9-like
Exons: 5
Coding region: 178-1389 (403 amino acids)
Biological process (GO): transmembrane transport
Molecular function (GO): transmembrane transporter activity
Source: RefSeq, a predicted model, not a curated record
UUUAAAAACAUAACCUCAGAUUAAGGAAUUUCAAAAUGAUUAUACAUCAUUGAUAAUAUAUGAUUAUGUAUCAUCAUUUAUCUCAAUUAAAUCAUUGCUGGAUGAGUGGCAUUAAGAUACUGAAAAUGCCAGUAAAAAUAAUUACGGGUUAACUCUGAUACACGUGUGUUAAAGAAAAUGUUGAACAAAUAUAAAAAUAUUAUAUAUACCAUAGCAUUUAUGGACCUAUUUGCUAUUGGUCUCAUAACACCACUAUUUGGCACACAUUUGAGAGGACUUGGAGCAUCUAAUUUCUUAAUAGGAAUUAUUGCAUCUUCUUAUUCUGGAAUUCAGGUCAUUUCAGGACCCUUGAUCGGAAGUUGGAGUGAUGUCAGAGAUCGUAAAGUUGUUCUAAUGAUUUCUUUGCUCUUCUGUGCUGUGUGUUACCUUUCAUUGGGAAUCUUCAGCUCUAUAUUUUGUAUAUUUCUCAUCCGUUUACUGCUAGGUUUCAUGAAACACACACAGUCGAUAUGUAAGGCUAUGGUAUCUGAUCUUUUUCCACCGGAUAAACAUUCUGAGCUUUUAAGUAGAACAGCAGUUUUGGGAACAAUAGGAUUUAAUAUAGGACCAUUAUUUGGAGGAUUUAUUUCAGAACUUUCGAAUGGUUUCACAUUAGUCUGUACUUUGACUUUUAUAUUGUUCCUUAUGAAUAUAUUUUUAGCAUCCUUAUUACCAAGUUUCAAGAAGAGGCAUGAAAAAGGUGAUGAGUUACAAGUGAAAUCACUAGGGAUCAAACAAGAGUUGUUGAAAAUUGGAGCAAAUAUAAAAAAUAUCGAUUGGCCUCAAAGUUGGCACUUAUUUGCCAUGAGAUUUUUAUCUAGCAUAGCUACUGCCCUCUUCUUUUAUAAUCAGACGUUCUACAUGAAAGAAUUCUUCAAUUUAUCACAAAGACAUAUAGGUUAUGUCAUUACUUUCAGUGGAACAAUACAGACGAUUACAGUUUACUCACUCAGUUACCUAAACCAGAUGUUCUAUAAGAAUGAACCAGAUGGCGUUAAGUGUAUUUCACAUUUCUUUCUCCUUAUGAGUAUCGCAAGUCUAUUGUUAUGUUUUGCAAAUCAGUUUACGUAUUUUUUAAUAUGUAUAAUACCUUUCGUUAUAUCUUCCUCUGUAUUGAGAAUAAGUACAACACAAAUUGUAUUAGAAAAAUGUGAUAAGGAUAAAAUAGGUACAUAUGGUGGAGUGUCCUAUAGCUUUGUUUCUAUAGCUAAAUUUAUCGUCCCUACUUUAUCUGGUAUUGUAAGUGAUAGUUUCAGUAAUCAAGCUUCUAUAGUUUUGUCUUUUAUACCUGCAAUUACAGGUGUAAUACUAACUUCAACGAUUUUGAAGAAGAAAAAUAAAGAAUUGUGAUAGUUAUACAUUGUAUUCAAAUCAGGAAUUUUAAUUUAGAUAUAUUUAUUGUUGCAGCUGUCUUAAAUGUUCCUAAGUGAGUGAUUUCAAUUUGUUGUGCCUAGAAUGUAUAUAUA